AGUUUCGCUUGCUUCCAUUCAUUCGCAAUAUGGCCGGCUCGUGAGUAGGUUGUUUUCUUCGUCGUCGGCUGUCGCGUAACGCGUAGAGUUUCUUGGAUGACCUGAACUGAACAGCGGGGUGAGGGCAAUUCAGUUUAGAGGACGGGUGAAAAGUUCGAUAUCGACUCGAGCAGGGCUUUGGCUAGUGAGUGAAGUGAGCAGAAAACAUGGGGAGAUAGUGUUAAAUUUUCAUCAACGGGAAAAACCAACUGAAUAGUGGUGUAGAAUUAACCGGAUUGUGAAUGAAAAUUCGAUUGUAAGCAUACGGGGAAUAAACGGGAGUGAUAACUGGACUGAGAGAGGCACGAUGAAAAGAUGAAGUUUUGCGAUAAGUUAUUGAGAAGAUAAUUGUGAUUUUUGCUGAAAAGAUUGCAUUAUUUGUGGUUUGGUUGUUGGAAGAAACACAGUAAAGUGAAAGUGUGAAAACAAAUGUACGGAAGGAUUUUUCCUCCUAUGAAGUAUUCGGAUAGUUUGAAAUGAAUCAAAUGAAAAUGAAGAGUGUAUCAAUUGAGAGAUCCUGUUCGCAGAAUCGAUGCAGAGCAGUGGGCCGUGCAGGUGCUGGCUGCGGCAGGCGACGGAAUCUAAUCAUAUGUGGAAUUGUCUUUUCGCUAAUGUUUACAGUCUGUUACAGCAGUCAAGCGCUAGAAUUCACAAUCGAACCAUCGGAUGUAACAGUUCCCGAGGGCAGCUCGGUAACAAUGCAGUGCGCCGGACGGUUGGACCAAAAGGUGCUGCGGGAGGGCAAAGUCGCCCCGAACAUUCGGUGGCGAGGUCCGGAUGGGCAGGAUAUUGGCAUCGUGGGGGACACCUUUCGGUCCCAGUUGGCCAACGGGUCGCUCUACAUUAGCUCGGUUGAGAUCAACCGCGGCCUGACCGGGUUCUACCAUUGUCUGCUCACGGUCGACGGUAUCGGCACGAUCGUUAGCCGAUCGGCGCGGGUCUCGAUAUCUGACAUUCCCGAGAUCAACCAAGACUCGCACGAGAUCUACCUGUACACCGGACAGACGGCGUACUUCAAGUGUAUGUCCAACCCGCUGCUUUUCAGUUUGGAGUCCCGCUACCACGUGGAAUGGUACAAGGAUGAAUCGCCUCUUAGAAUGGAUCUCACGCGGAUGCUGUUGCUCCCCUCCGGAGCGCUUGAGAUCGACGAAGUCAUUCCUGCCGAUCGGGGGACCUACCAGUGCAAUGUCACAUCCGGGACGUUCUCUAGGCUAAGUAGCAAAUCGAACCUAAACAUCAAAUCGACCGCCGGUCAACCGCAGAGCUUUGCACCGCCCUCAUUUGUGAUAGUGCCCCAGCCGCAAACGGUGCGGGAAGGUGAUACUGUAAUAUUGGACUGUGUCGCCAACGGGAACCCGAAGCCGACUAUCAAAUGGCUACGGAAUGGCGAGGAAAUCGAUAUGAACGAUUUGGAUUCAAGAUUUCGGAUAAUCGGUACUGGGUCGCUUCAGAUCAAUUCCAUCCAGGAUACGGAUGCCGGUGACUAUCAGUGUAGGGCGAGCAAUUCGGAAGAUUCUCUGGAUGCUUCCGCAACGGUGCAGGUGCAAGUUCCGCCGAAAUUCAUUCUUAGUCCGGAGGAUAAGAUUGCUUACGAGAAGGAAGAGCUGGAGCUUCAGUGUUCGAUACACGGUAAGCCGACUCCCGUGAUUCAGUGGCUAAAGAAUGGAGAUCUGAUUACACCCAAUGAAUACAUGCAGAUUGUUAGCGGCCACAACCUAAAGAUAUUCGGCUUGAUUGGAUCCGACGCGGGGAUGUUCCAGUGCAUUGGCACCAACCCGGCCGGUAGCGUGCAAGCUGCUGCCCGUCUCGAGAUUGUCGAACCAGGGCAAAUGAAAAGACACAAGAGUAAAAAGUAUCAUCAAAAUCAUUCUAAAAUGAAAUCCUACGAGAAAUCAAUUCACUCCGACCCGAAGCUGUCGAAGGUUGUUCUCGACAGCUUGCUGUCCAAGACGAAAGAAAAAGCAAACGUGAAUCAAAAUAAGUUUCAGUACGAUGAAUACACGGACGACGACUAUUUAGAGCACGAGGAAGACCAUGACGAUGACGAAGAGGACGGAAAAAUUUACUCACUGCGACCGAACGAAGAUCCAAAUAAACUGUACCAAUCGUUGACCGGCUCCCGGUCCACGGAAGAUGAUGGCGAAAUUGGACACUUUUCUAACUCCAACUAUCCCACUGCUGUCACACGGAAAUACCCGAAACUGCUGCUAGAUGGAAGCGGAAAACUUGCCGCACCACUACCGGGACCCCCGAGGGAUCUGCAGGCGCAGAUCGUUAAGCCGCGGUUUAUCACUCUUAGCUGGCUGGAGCCUGUCAAAAAUCCGGACGAAGUGAUCUCCUACUCUGUUUACUAUAAGAUGCACACCAGUGACAGAGAACGAAAAAUUACCACCAAAUCACGAGACGAACAGGAGGUUAACAUUCAGUCGCUCCUCCCUGGCAAAACAUAUCAAUUUAGAGUGGUCGGAAACAGUAAUCAUGGUUCGGGGGAGUCAUCACAAGCGUUGGAGGUACGCACUCAUUCCGAAGACAAUGUGGCUGGUCCGCCACAGAACGUCCGCGGUCAAGCCAUCAGCGAUCGCGAAAUUCACCUUCAGUGGGAACCUCCGCUGGUGUCGACGGCGGAGAUUUCCAAGUAUCGGGUUUAUUAUGCGGAAAUCGACAACGGAGACGAAAUGUACUCUGACACUACAACGACUGAAAUUCUUAUAAACGAACUGCGACCGUACACUGAGUACACUCUCUACGUAAUGCCUUGGAAUCAAAUCGGAAUGGGCGAUCCGUCGCUCGAAAUCGUGGUGAAAACCCAUUCCUCCAUUCCGUCGGAACCUCCGUCGAAUGUAUCCCUGGAGGCAACCAGUUCGACCUCGGUUACAAUUCGUUGGCAACCGCCGCCGGUUGAGGACAGAAACGGACAGAUCACUGGCUACAAAAUUCGCUACAGGAAGAACAAAAAACCGCUGCAGGUGGAGACGACACCCGCAAACGUGCGCCACUGGGAGUUGAAAGGGCUGGAAAGGCUCUCCGCCUAUCAGGUCAAGAUCGCUGCCAUGACGGUGAACGGUUCUGGACCCUUCACCGAGUGGCAUCACAUUGAAACGUACGAAAAUGACCUAGAUGAAUCGCAAGUUCCGGGUCAACCAGGGUGGAUCAAGACUCGUCCUGGUGCCGAAAGCAUAACCGUAGUUUGGGCACCGCCAAUUCAUCAGGAGAUCAAAGUUCGCAACUACAUUCUCGGUUGGGGAAAGGGCAUUCCUGAUGAAGACACCACCGACGUCGAGGAACACAUUCGAACGUAUGAGGUGCGUAACCUGGAACCGAACACGGAGUACGUGAUAUCGCUCCGUGCCAGAAACAACAUGGGGGAUGGUCCACCGAUAUAUGACACGGUUCGAACUCGGGAGGAUUCCCCCAUUGAAGCGCCCACUCCGUUAGAAGUUCCAGUCGGAUUGAGAGCCAUUCCUAUGUCCGGAACUUCGAUCGUGGUCUACUGGACGGACACGACACUUAGCAAAAGUCAGCACGUAACCGAUAAUCGACAUUACGUAGUAAAGUACACGCCUACCGCAUCGACACGUUUCCGAUACUAUAAUACUACCGACCUCAACUGCAUGAUCGGUGAUCUGCGACCCAGUACGCAGUACGAGUUCGCUGUCAAAGUAGUUAAAGGUCACCGAAUGUCGGCUUGGUCGAUGUCCGUCAUCAACUCCACCCAUCAAGCUUCUCCGGUGUCUCCCCCGCGUGAUCUUGUCGUGUCCUACGAUGACCGAAACCCGCUGACAGCCAUUCUACAAUGGCAACCUCCACGUCACAGUAACAGUCCCAUAACAGGUUACGUAGUUCUUUACACCACGGACCACACCAAGCGCGAUCGCGAUUGGAAUGCGGAAGCCGUCGUUGGUGAUAAGACUACAGCUGAAAUAACCGGUCUAGAUCCGCACACAACUUACUACUUCAAAGUUCAAACAAGAAACUCCAAGGGAUAUGGCCUCUUCUCGGCCAUGGUCUCACAGACUACCGGAGCCGAAGUGGACUCAAGUGAAAAUUUAUCUAUGUCAACAUCGAUCUCCCCCGAAAUGGUCUACGUGAUAGUAGCAUUCGCCAUUCUAAUUGCGCUCAUAGCGAUCGUUGUCGUGAUUCUGAUGUGCAGGAAAAAACCCGAAGGAACCCCAGAACAUGCGAAAAAAAGUUAUCAAAAAAACAACGCUGGUAUCAUUAAGCCGCCCGAUUUGUGGAUACACCAUGAUCAGAUGGAGCUGAAAAAUAUGGAUAAAAGUCAGCACAGUACAACACCUGGUUCUGUGGAUGGAGGAGCGUCUAGUAGCGGGGCAUUAACGCUACCCCGUUCAGUCGGAGGGCACGAAUUCGACAGCGAAACUCCGAUUUCGCACGUUACGAACUCAUUAGAUAAGCGGAGCUACGUACCUGGUUAUACGGGAACAACGACCCCACUUAGUUCCACCAUGGAACGACCACAGUAUCCCCGUACCCAGUAUAACAUGGCAUCCCGGCCGCACAUAUCUCUCGAUCAGCAAACUCUGUCCCAGCAGAGUUUACUGCAGCAGCCUCCACAGUUACCACCAGCCAAUUCGUUGGUGCAAACGCCGGAAAAUCCAUACACCUAUGAAGGAAACUACAGUAAUCCAAGCGUCACCUACGCUCCGGGAAUGACGGUGGACGCUCCCAAACGCGGCCAGGGUCACCCGCUGAUGAGCUUUAGUGUGCCUGCACCACCGGCUUCGACGCCAGUGAUUACCAACCAAGGAAAACACGUACAAACGCCCUCUGUCACGAUACGUCCCCAAAACUCGUCACCGUACAAGAAACCCUCGCUGUCGACCAGUUCCCUAACGAACCGACUGCAAACCGGUCCAGCGGUGCAGCAUUCCACCGACGAAAUACAGCGGCUCGCUCCGUCCACCUCGACCGAGGAGCUGAACCAGGAGAUGGCCAACCUGGAGGGACUGAUGAAGGAUCUGAGUGCAAUAACGGCCAACGAGUUCGAGUGCUAAUAUUCGGAGCAACGGGGGGCAACGGCUGCAUGCGUACUAAUUCUGAGUGAGUGAGAGACAGACAGCGAGCGUGAGUGCGAGGAACUGCGUGCUGAGUCCGGUCUGGAAGAACCCCGCCCAGGCCGAUGCUCACUGACAUCAGAAAGUGAUCGAACUAUUAGUCAUUAUUAGUUUAGGAAAGAGCAAAAUCUUUUUUAUUGAUACACUGAUUCUGUAUUUGCUGUGUACUGGUAAGAAGCUAACCUAUCUGCGGAAUGCUCUCUUCCUUGUCUAGAGUUAUCGUAAUAUUCGUUCGAAGAGGGAGGUGUUAUGUACAACAAACAGCAACUCUCCGUAGUUUUAAUCCUGCGCGAGAAUUGUGCUAUUCUUAUUUAUUUAUUUCAGCUGCUUUAAAUUAUAAGUAAAGUAUGUAUGCUGUACUAAUGUCAGUUCAACCGCUAUAUUUUGGUUGUGACAUUUGCUUUUGUCCAUAAACUAAUGCGCAUACUAGUUAGAUAAGUGACGGAAUUAUUGUUGUAAAUAGAAAAAAAAACUGGUAGAGGUUUCCAGGGAUGAACAUUAGAAACUGAUUAUUUAGAUAUUUAGUAACUUUUACUGAAGAUAUUGAAUUUCGUGCCACAUUCGCGGCACUUGCCAUUUUCCUUGACUUUACAUUUUUGAUACGAAUAUAUCAACUUCAUUUACUGUUGUCACUAGAUGUAAUUCCAUUCCCAGUGAUUUUAAUAUAAUUUAAUUCGAUCUUAAUUUUAGCCGAAUGAUUUUAGCAAAUUUUACUGAGUAGUAAGCGAAACAAUGCAUUUACACUAACUGAAAGUGAAUCACUUCAUGUUUUUAACAGUAGCAAACAACUCCGAAAGUGAACAAACAACCAGGGAACAAACAACAAACUUAAAAUCGUCUCAUUAGGCGACUCUAUAUACAUCUACAUAUGAGCUGUGUGUCGAAUAUUGGCAAAACCUCCGAAACCACAGUUUUAUUUUUACAUCAAGACGAAAUCGAAUAUAAAUCAUCAAAGCUAAGCCUUAUAUCUCAAGACAGAACAAAAUAAAUCCAGACACAGCUCAACUCAACUGCCAUACGAUAACCAUUUACAUGUGAAUACGUUAGUGUUUUAUUUUUAUAAUUUCCAAGAUAAUUAUUUCCGUACAGCGCCAUAAAAACAUCACUAUCACUACAGGCCGUAACCGUGUUUUCUCGGCACAUCAUUGUUAUAUUGUAAAUUAUUAAUAACUUCAUACCUAUCUAUCGCAUGUAAAAAAGAAACAAUGAGUGUAGUGCGACGUAUAUUACAUCACCUUAAAUAUUGCUUUCUAACAGAUCUUUAAAAAUUCACUGCUAAGGACAACACACCAAGCCUACAAAUCCUAACUUAUCAUCAUCACAAAUUAACACACAUACACAAACUCGACUCUCACUAAUUUACCACUGAAGCUCAGCCUUACACACAAACACAGACACACUCACAGAAGAAAUCCGAUCAAAUCACUGAACCACACAAUCACACAACAAAAUGCAACCAUAAUCACCUGUUUGUAAUAUACCUAGGAAUCUGACAAUUUUACGAAUAAUUCCAAAACUUUUUAUACGUAUUAUACAAAUUCGAUUUAGUCAUGUCAGUAAGAAAUGGCAGGGUAAACGUGCAGGUUUUUAACCAAAAGAAAUGCCAGAUCGAACACAAAAGAAAAAAACACGAGUGAAGACGAGAAGCAUAACUAAGCCUAACUAGUGUUAUAGGAAAAGUAUAUAUAUAUUGAACAAAAAUCAAACAAUCUCCAGAAACCUUUUUAUUGUCAAACAAAUCGAAACGUUGGUUUCCUUUAUACAAACGAAAAAAAAAAAAAAUUUAAGAGGCAAACUGAACUCGUAGGUUAACUUUUUCGUAUAUCAACCUGUCAUCGAUUGGCUACUAGUUAAAAUCAAAUUUUAAUCGAAUCGUCAUUUUCUCUUCGCCGUAUUUAUUAUCGAAAAAAAAGCAACAAAAGUAAAGGGAUGAAAUUCGACAAACCGUUUCAGUUGGGUUGAUGAUCGAAGGAGGCGCAGAAAAACAUCAACAGCAACAAAAACAAGCAGUAAACUGAAAACAAGCUUCAACAAAACUAUUAAUGUAUGAUACGAUUUUUUGCUACAUAUUGUAUUUGUACAUUGUCUAAGCUGGUACGGACUACAGAAAAAAAACGAACGAAAAGAAAAAUCAUGUGAAUGAAGUAAUAAAAGUAAGGAAAAAUUGGAACAGUGAUA
Wyeomyia smithii (pitcher-plant mosquito) is the source of this 7289-nucleotide messenger RNA. RefSeq names its product neogenin (gene fra). Gene Ontology annotation, biological process: cell-cell adhesion. The transcript is spliced from 10 exons. Bases 516 to 5051 code for a protein of 1511 amino acids. The record is from RefSeq and is a predicted model, not a curated record. Gene Ontology annotation, cellular component: membrane. Gene Ontology annotation, molecular function: protein binding. NCBI's taxonomy places the organism in Eukaryota, Metazoa, Arthropoda, Insecta, Diptera, Culicidae.